Messenger RNA from Entrophospora sp. SA101, 141 nucleotides. The record is from the annotation of a GenBank genome assembly. NCBI's taxonomy places the organism in Eukaryota, Fungi, Glomeromycota, Glomeromycetes, Entrophosporales, Entrophosporaceae.
AUGAAUAGUGAUAUAAGUAACUCAACAGGAAGUGUUGGUAGACGUUUUACUGAAGUGUGGGAACAUGUUACUAAAGGGAGAGAAAUUUCUCGUGGUCAUUAUGAAGGAACUUGUAAUUACUGUGAACAAUAUUGUUUGUAA